Messenger RNA from Cannabis sativa, 1800 nucleotides. RefSeq names its product probable isoaspartyl peptidase/L-asparaginase 3. The transcript has 7 exons. Gene Ontology annotation, molecular function: N4-(beta-N-acetylglucosaminyl)-L-asparaginase activity. The record is from RefSeq and is a predicted model, not a curated record. The coding region runs from base 385 to 1476 and encodes 363 amino acids. NCBI's taxonomy places the organism in Eukaryota, Viridiplantae, Streptophyta, Magnoliopsida, Rosales, Cannabaceae. Gene Ontology annotation, biological process: protein deglycosylation.
AGUAGGUUUCAGUUUUCUUUUUCAUUUUCUUUCUUUCUUUCUUUCUUUAUUUUUUUUUUUUUUGAAAAAGUUGUUUUUCUUUUUUAGAAUUUCAACAAUUGUUGCUUUUUUAACUCAAAAAAAAAAAAAAAAAACAAAACAAAACCAAACAAAACAAAACAAAAAAACUCAACUAAUGCCUAAACAGAGAAAAACGACAUUGUUUUUGUUUGCUCUGUUCUAGCCCGAGAACGACAAUAUUAGUUGAAAACGACAGCAUAGUUGACCAUUGCCCAUUCGCAGCCAUUUGCUGCCGGAAGUAGGAAUCUCACACUCUCUCUCCCUCUCCGACUAGUGAGAAGUGCUCCCAAUUUCCAUCUGCUAAGCUUCUCCGCUGGGCCUUCCAUGGCUUCCAAAUCACUGUUCUCUGCACAAAUCCUUGUCCAUACAUCACUACUCUUCCUGGCAUUAGGACAUGAAAUUGUGAAUUCAGAGGUGUACCCUAUGGUGGUGAGCACAUGGCCGUUCGUGGAGGCUGUUAGAACUGCUUGGAGGGCUGUUGAUAGUGGGUUUUCAGCUGUGGAUGCUGUCGUUGAAGGUUGUUCCGCUUGUGAGGAACUCAGGUGCGAUGGUACUGUUGGGCCUGGUGGGAGUCCAGAUGAGAAUGGAGAAACUACAAUUGAUGCUUUGGUCAUGGAUGGAGUGACAAUGGAGGUUGGAGCUGUUGCAGCUAUGAGAUAUGUGAAGGAUGGAAUAAAAGCUGCUAGGUUAGUUAUGCAACAUACUGGACACACUUUGCUUGUUGGAGAGAAAGCAUCCGCCUUUGCAAUUUCAAUGGGACUUCCAGGACCAACAAACCUUAGCUCAACAGAAUCUACUGAGAAGUGGAUCAAAUGGAAGCAAAAUCAUUGCCAACCUAAUUUUUGGAAAAAUGUUCAACCUGUAAACAGUUGUGGCCCUUAUCAUGGUAAGAAGGACUAUAGUCACAGGACAUGUUUUGAAGCCUCUCUUCUGCCGGAAAAAUUCAAGUCAAGUUUGCCUCGAGUUGGUGUAAACAAUCAUGAUACCAUAUCGAUGGCAGUUAUUGAUAAAUUGGGGCAUAUUGCUGUUGGUACAUCAACUAAUGGCGCUACAUUUAAAAUUCCGGGGAGGGUGGGUGAUGGACCGAUUCCAGGAUCUUCAUCCUAUGCUGAUGAUGAAGUUGGCGCCUGCGGAGCAACAGGGGAUGGGGAUAUUAUGAUGCGCUUUCUUCCAUGCUAUCAAGUAGUGGAGAGUAUGAGAUUAGGGAUGGAGCCUAAGCUUGCAGCUAAAGAUGCAAUACGUCGAAUUGCGAGAAAGUUUCCAGAUUUCGUUGGAGCUGUUUUUGCCAUGAACAAGAAUGGUGUACAUGCAGCAGCUUGCUCUGGAUGGACAUUCCAAUACUCAGUAAGGAGCCCAGAGAUGGAUGAUGUGAAGGUUUUCACCGUGUAUCCGGACUCCACCAUUAAUAGUAAAUAAUUUUCUUAAACUCAAUUAGUGUUCAUUAGUUCCUUUUAAUGUAUGGAGGCUUGUUAAUAGUGGUGGAACUAUAAACGUUGUAUAUUAAGGAGGGACACUUUCAAGAACUUGAGAGCUUUUAUACCCAUGCCAUUCAUUGUCUUGAUCUUGAAUUUCAUCGAUUUUCCUAUUCCAAAAAAUAAGAAAAAUCCAAUGAGGCUGCACAUGUGGACUUUUUAGAUGGUAUGAAACAAUCACAAGAAACUGUAUUAUCAAAUUGAGAAAUGUAAUCAGGAGUUAAUGAAAUGGAAUGGAAUGAAACUGAAUUAAUUUUUAUUUUAUUUA